Messenger RNA from Arxiozyma heterogenica, 2847 nucleotides. RefSeq names its product Sov1p (gene SOV1). Lineage: Eukaryota; Fungi; Ascomycota; Saccharomycetes; Saccharomycetales; Saccharomycetaceae. Bases 1 to 2847 code for a protein of 948 amino acids. The record is from RefSeq and is a predicted model, not a curated record. The transcript has a single exon.
AUGUUACCAAGGAAUCUUACACCAUACAAGCAUGCAGCCAGACAUAUUAUUCCACUAGUGAGAGAUAUACCAAUUGUUCCUUGGACCAAUUUUAGUAAGAAACCUACCCAGCUAAAUUUAUUUAGAAAAAUCCAUCUUCACACCGCCAAUCGUACAGAUCAAGCUUCUGUUAAUUUAGGUACCCAAAAUGACGGCACACUAAAAAAUGAUCCUGAUGAAAGAGAUCAAGUAUAUCUAUAUGGGAAAUCCGAGAAUGAUAUUACAGAAACUUUGCAGAAACUAAAUUUAAUUAAAGUACCAAUGAAUUUAAAAUCUAAUAUUGAAUUGGUUUGUACUUAUCUUCAAAAACUUAAUGUAAUGAGUUUUAAAAGGACCACCACUCAUUUAAAUAAGUUCAGAACUUUUCUAAAUAAAAAACAACAGACAAUGGACAAUAAUAACAUAUUACUCUUCAAAUAUGUUAUUGAAUAUUUAAUUGAGGAAUCUGAUAUGGAAGUGAAAAGAUUGAUCCAAUUCGGACCAAUUAAUCUUAUCCAAUCUCGUUUAGAUAAUAUUUUGACUGAAACAAAUGACAAGAAUUUAGUUAAUAAGGAUUCAGAUCCACAAGAAGACAUUGAAACUUUUGUACUAAAUAAUCUCUUUGAUAAAAAUUUUGAUUUAGAAUACCCAUAUUUGUCUCAUUUACAGUCUUUGUUUCAUAUACUUAAUGAAUUAAGAAUUAACAACACUAUUCAAUGGAAUCAAUAUAUAUCCAUUGAUCAGCUAAUCAACAUUUUUGAAAUGUCGAAAACAAUACCUGAUCAAAUAUGGAAGGACAGAGGUGUUUUCCUUUCCGCUUCCCUGUUAUAUUCCAAUGGAAAAAUUAGAAUGGAUCCGGUUAAUGAAUCCUUUUUUAUAAACACAUUAAUUAAAUUUGGUUAUUAUAAAUAUGGUUUUAAAUUGUUUAAGACAAUGAAGGAUAAUAUUAAAGAAAGAUGGUGGAUGGAAAUGGGAAUGAUGUUAUCUCUGGUUAAUAACAAUCUACGUACUUUCCAAAAAUUAUUAUAUGAAAUGGAUCAUCACUAUGAUCACAAUACCAAUGACACCAGGUCAACUCCAAAUACUUACUUAUCACCAAAGGUACUCAAAUUUGCAAUUAAAAAAUAUUCUAAGAUUUAUUCCUCUAAGAGUAAUAAAUUACAAUUUUUAUUAAAUAGAUUUAUUGAAAAUAUUCAAAUGUAUGGAAUACAAAACCAAAGCAAAAGUUUUGAAAACCAACCUGAUAUAAAUUUUGAGAAUGAAAAUGAAGCUAACUCAUAUUUAAAUAAAAUCGUCCCAAUCUCAUAUGAUGAUAUUAUUUCCGUGAUAAAUUCUUUGCUUUAUAAUAAACAUUUAGACCUUAUAGGACCAUUUCUAAACAAAAUAUUAUCAUUAAGGGAUAUUGAUCCGUCAAUAUGGCAUAUGAUUUUAAUCAAGACUAAACUAAAUCUGUUAAAGGAUUUCAAUUGUAUUAAAUCAAUUUUACCAAAAAUUAAUGAGACUCCUUCCAAUCUUCACAAUUUAGCGAACUUUGAGGAUGUAUUUAAUCAACUAACUUCCAAGUAUCUCAAAGAAAAAAAUGUAGUAAUAGAUAUGCUAUUGUUUGAUAGCUUAGAUGGUUUAGUGACAAAUUAUAGAUUGCCAAUAAAUCUAGAAAAUUUUUUAGAAAAAUUAUUAGCUUCAAAUAACAACCAGCUGCACAACAUAGAGGAUAGCAGCAAUAAUAAAAUCAAAUUAUCUCAAUAUUUUAAUGUUCUAUUAAAAUCAUUUUUAUCCUGUGGAAAUUUAUUAAAGGCAAAUAAAUUAAUACGAUUAAUGGAAAAAGUACGUACAGAUAAAGAUUUUGCAUUACAACAUCAGGGAAAAUAUCCUCCAAUUGAUAUUAAUCAUUAUACAACAAUGAUUAAAUAUUAUACUAAUAAAAGAACUAAACAUCAUAAACCAAAGGUAUGGAAACAAAAGGAGAAAAAAAUCAUAGAAAUCACUGAUAAAGUCAAUGCUUUUGGAUUUCAAUAUACAUCAUCUUUUAUCACUAAAUUACUUAUCUUUUAUAGAGAAAACAGAGAUUAUAACCGUUGCUUCCAAAUUAUCAACAAAACUUUGAAAUCAAGUCAAUAUCUAAAGUCAGAAAUAUCAUCAGCUGAGAUAAGUGACAUCAAAUCAAUGACACCAUUUUUGAGACAAAAAUUAUACUUUGAAAUAUGGAAAAUUUAUUUUCAGUUCUAUAAGCAUGAAUCGUUAGAACUAAUUACUACUGGAAAUCAAACAAAUAUAAAAAACUGGAAACUUUAUCAUAAUUCUUUGCAAAAAAAAACAUUGAUUAAACCUGAAGUUGAUUUGCUGACAUUAUUUGAUAAUAUGGUUAAUAGAGACAACGUUCUCCCAAAUUUAAGGUUUUCUCAACUAAUUUUAGCAACUUUCAUGAAAUCCAGAGAUUGGACAUCAAUCCCUGCUAUUAUAACUCAAUUAAUUCAUGUUUUUAAUAUAGAAUUAGAUAAAGAAUUUUUUUCUAAAAUUUCAAUUGGAAUCAAAAAAGAAUUUAUUGCGACUGAAACCAAACGUCUUUUACGAAAAAAUAAGAAUAUGUCAUUUCUUGAAGCAAAACAACAAGCCAAAAAAGAAGCUAAAAGUUUGGAAUAUGAUAAAAAUAAUCCAAUAUUUCAACCAAAUGAUAGUGAUAAAAAUUUGACUAGUUUACUAGGUAAUAUUCUAUUACUAAUGAAGUAUCAAAACCAAUAUGAUAAAGAAUUUGUAAGAGUUAAAAGGGCUUACCGAAGAUUAAAUCUUAUAGAUUUCUUCCCAGAAGAUAUUAUCCAAUCUUGUAAAUAA